GUUCUCAAGGCGCGUGCGCGCCGCGUAGGGUGGAAACGGGGGCUCUAGGGUGUGAAUUUUCUGGCGCGGCCGGAAGUGUCCGGAGAGACCUGAGCGCAGCGUCCGAUUUCUCUCCCGCACCCCCCGCCCCUCACCCACUGCGGGCACUAUGGAACCGGGAGCUUGAAGGAGGAGCUGCUUGCCUUUGCCCCAGACAUGCUAGCCGGCCCCCUUGGUGCAGGUACAGUCUACUCUGCAGUAUAGAGGCAUUAUGUACUCAGAGUGGAGGUCCCUACAUCUUGUACUGCAAAAUGAUAAGGGUCACACCAGUGUACUUCACAGCUAUCCUGACAAUGUGGGGAGAGAAGUGGCAAAUGCUGUUGUGCGUCCCCUUGGCCAAGUCUUAAAUGCUCCAUCGGCAGCUGGCAGUGAGAGUUUACUGAAAACAGACAAAGAAGUAAAAUGGACCAUGGAGGUAGUUUGUUACGGACUGACCCUCCCUUUAGACGGUGAUACUGUAAAGCACUGUGUUGACGUGUACACAGACUGGAUAAUGGCUCUGGUCUUUCCUAAGGACUCAAUUCCUCUACCUGUUAUUAAAGAACCAAACCUUUAUAUUCAGAGCAUUCUCAAACAUCUACAAAAUCUAUUUGUACCAAGGCAGGAUCAGGGUACCAGUCAGAUUAAACUAUGUCUGCAAGUUUUGAAAGCUGUCCAGAAAUUGGCUCGUGAGUCAAGCACUAUGUCUAGAGAAACAUGGGAGGUUUUAUUAUUGUUUCUACUACAAAUUAAUGAUAUUCUGCUGGCAGCUCCAACAGUGCAAGGCGGUAUUGCUGAGAAUUUGGCAGAGAAGCUGAUUGGUGUGCUAUUUGAAGUCUGGUUACUAGCCUGUUCCCGGUGCUUCCCCACACCGCCUUAUUGGAAAACUGCCAAAGAGAUGGUAGCAAACUGGAGGCAUCAUUCUGCCGUGGUGGAGCAAUGGAGCAAAGUAAUCUGCGCCCUUACAGCCAGAUUGCUACGUUUUACAUACGGGCCGUCGUUCCCACCUUUUAAAAUCCCUGAUGAAGAUGCCAGUCUGAUUCCUCCUGAAAUGGAUAAUGAGUGUGUUGCCCAGACUUGGUUUCGCUUUUUACAUAUGCUGAGUAAUCCUGUGGAUUUGAGUAAUCCAGCAAUUAUAAGCUCAACCCCCAAAUUUCAGGAACAGUUCCUGAAUGUGAGUGGAAUGGCUCAGGAAUUGAAUCAGUAUCCCUGCCUUAAACAUCUGCCUCAAAUAUUCUUUCGUGCUAUGCGUGGGAUCAGUUGCUUAGUGGAUGCAUUUUUAGGAGUUGCUGUCUUUACAACCAGUGGGUGUGAAAGAUUACCCAGAUAUGGUAUUUCAAGGCCUCGGGCAGAUAGUGCUCCGCCCACACCAGUAAAUAGAUUGAGCAUGCCCCAGUCUACAGCUGUCAACACAACUCCACCUCACAACCGAAGGCAUCGAGCUGUAACUGUAAAUAAGCCAAUGCUGAAAAACAGCACAGCUAACACCGCUCAUGCUUCCAAAGUACAACACCAGCCAUCUUCCACUUCUCCACUAUCUAGCCCCAACCAGACUAGUUCUGAGCCUCGACCGCUUCCUGCUCCCCACAGGCCAAAAGUCAACAGUAUAUUGAACCUCUUUGGAUCAUGGCUAUUUGAUGCAGCCUUUGUUCACUGUAAACUUCAUAAUGGAAUUAACAGAGACAGCAGUAUGACUGCAUCUUUUAUCCAAAUUCUUCUUUCUUAUAAAUCUUCUAUAGCAACACAAGCUAGUGUGGAGUUUCGCCGGAAAGGAUCACAAAUGUCUGCAGACGCUAUGACAUCCAAUCCCAUGUUUGAUGCAGGCGAGUUUUCAGACAACUAUGAAUCGGGCAGAGCAGAGGCAUGUGGAACACUUUGUAGGAUAUUUUGUAGCAAAAAGACUGGGGAGGAUAUACUGCCAGCCUACUUAUCCCGAUUUUACAUGCUUUUAAUUCAGGGUUUGCAGAUAGCGGAUUCCGUUUGCCAUCCGGUGCUGGCUAGCGUUAUUCUAAACUCUCCUGCGUUAUUCUGCUGUGACCUGAAAGGGAUUGAUGUCUUAGUUCCAUACUUUAUUUCAGCCAUGGAAACUAUAUUACCUGAUAGGGAACUGUCAAAAUUUAAAACAUUCGUGAAUCCUACAGAAUUAAGAAGAGCCUCUAUCAAUAUCUUACUCUCCUUGUUGCCACUUCCCCAUCAUUUUGGAACCAUAAAAUCAGAGGUUGUUCUGGAAGGAAAAUUCAGCAACGAUGAGAGCUCAUCCUAUGAUAAACCAGUAACUUUCCUUUCCUUGAAACUGAGGCUUGUGAAUAUACUAAUAGGAGCACUGCAGACAGAAACGGAUCCCAACAACACACAGAUGAUACUAGGUGCAAUGCUGAACAUCGUGCAAGAUUCUGCACUCCUAGAAGCCAUCGGCUGCCAGAUGGAGACGAAUGGCGGCGAGAAUACUGUCUUGAAGAGCCACAGUCGCACUAACAGCGGCAUUAGCACAGCAAGUGGAGGAAGCACAGAGCCCACUACUCCUGACAGUGAGAGACCAGCGCAGGCUCUGUUAAGGGAUUAUGCUCUUCAUACAGAUACAGCUGCCGGACUCCUGAUUCGCAGCAUUCACCUGGUAACACAAAGACUCAACGCACAGUGGCGGCAGGAAAUGAGCAUCUCAUUAGCUGCACUAGAGCUUCUUUCUGGUUUGGCAAAGGUGAAGGUUGGUGUUGAUUCUUCUGACAGGAAGAGAGCAAUUAGCUCUGUGUGCUGUUACAUUGUGUACCAGUGCAGUCGUCCAGCUCCUCUCCACUCCAGAGAUCUGCACUCCAUGAUCGUAGCAGCAUUUCAGUGUCUGUGUGUCUGGCUCACGGAACAUCCAGACAUGCUUGAUGAAAAGGACUGUUUAAAAGAAGUAUUGGAGAUUGUGGAACUGGGCAUUUCAGGAAGUAAGUCCAGGAACAGUGAACAAGAAUUCAAGAACAAAGGAGAUAAGGAGCCCAAUCCUGCUUCCAUGAGGGUGAAGGAUGCAGCUGAAGCCACUCUCACAUGCAUCAUGCAAAUACUUGGAGCAUUUCCUUCACCCAGUGGCCCUGCCUCACCUUGCAGCUUGGUGAAUGAAAUCACAUUAAUUAAAUGCUCCCGUCUUCCUUCCAUAAACAAAUUCAGCUUCCGCUACUUCGUCUUGGACAACAGCGUCAUCCUUGCAAUGUUGGAGCAGCCUCUAGGGAAUGAGCAAAAUGACUUUUUCCCUUCAGUCACAAUUUUGAUCCGUGGGAUGUCCGGAAGACACGCCUGGGCCCAACAACUUUGCCUCUUGCCUAGAGGAGCCAAGGCAAAUCAAAAGAUGUUUGUCCCAGAGCCUCGUCCUGCACCUAAGAAUGAUGUUGGACUCAAAUACAGCGUGAAACACCGGCCAUUUCCUGAGGAAGUGGACAAGAUUCCCUUCGUGAAAGCAGACCUGAGCAUUCCAGACUUGCAUGAAAUAGUUACAGAGGAACUGGAGGAGCGGCAUGAGAAGCUGAGAAACGGUAUGGAUCAGCAAGUUCUUUAUGAGAAGUCUAUAGAUCAGCAGAUGGAGGAAGACUGGAGAAAGAAGAAUUUCCCUGACCCAGUCACAGAGUGUAAGCCGCCGCCUCCUGCACAGGAGUUCCAAACAGCACGCCUUUUCCUCUCUCACUUUGGAUUUCUGUCACUAGAAGCACUGAAGGAACCUGCUAACAGCAGACUACCUCCUCACCUGAUUGCACUUGAUUCUACUAUACCCGGGUUUUUUGAUGACAUUGGCUACCUGGAUUUACUACCAUGUCGUCCUUUUGAUACAGUUUUCAUUUUCUAUAUGAAGGCAGGUCAGAAAACAAGCCAAGAAAUUUUGAAGAAUGUAGAGUCUUCCAGAAAUGUCCAGCCACACUUCCUAGAGUUCUUGCUCUCCCUUGGCUGGUCAGUUGAUGUAGGGAAACACCCUGGAUGGACGGGGCAUGUCUCAACUAGCUGGUCCAUUAACAGUUUCUGUGAUGAGGAGGGAUCUGAGCAAGAUGAAAUAAUUCCUUCAGAAGACAUUGGGGCAAGUAUCUUCAAUGGGCAAAAGAAAGCACUAUAUUAUGCAGAUGCUCUUACAGAAAUAGCUUUUGUGGUUCCCUCACCUGUGGAGUCCUUAACUGAUUCCUUGGAAAGCAAUGCUUCAGACCAGGAAAGUGACUCCAAUAUGGACCUUCUGCCUGGAAUACUAAAGCAGCCUGCACUGACACUUGAGCUCUUCCCCAAUCAUACAGACAAUCUCAGUUCUUCGCAGAGGCUCAGUCCAACUUCCAGAUGCAAGAGGUUACCGCAUGGUCGGGCUGUUCCACCAAUGGGACCUGAAACCAAGGUGUAUGUGGUCUGGGUUGAACGUUAUGAUGAUAUAGAGAACUUCCCUCUCUCCGACUUGGUUUCAGAGACCAGCACUGGAGUAGAAACUACAACAAACAGCAGCACUUCGUUAAGGUCCGCCACUCCUGAAAAAGAGGUUCCAGUGAUUUUCAUCCACCCCCUAAAUACUGGAUUGUUCAGGGUUAAAGUGCAAGGAGCUACUGGGAAAUUCAACAUGGUCAUCCCACUGGUGGAUGGAAUGAUAGUAAGCAGGAGAGCAUUAGGCUUCUUAGUGAGACAGACAGUAAUAAAUAUUUGUCGAAGAAAACGGCUGGAAAGUGACUCGUACAAUCCUCCACAUGUCCGUCGAAAACAGAAAAUAGCUGACAUUGUCAAUAAAUACAGGAACAAACAGCUGGAGCCAGAGUUUUAUACCUCUCUUUUCCAGGAGGCUGGGCUCAAAAACUGCAAUCCUUAGACCAAUAUCCUCCCUGAACAAUUAGAUCAGAGCUUGGUGUCUACGGUAAUGGGGGGGGGGACCCUUCCCCACCCUGCAAGUCCUGUAUAAAGAAACCACAACCUGAGCAUGACUUCUGCUUCUGCUGCAAGGAAGAAAUGAGGACACAAUAUAGGCACUUUCCCUGAAAACCAGCUUCACUCCAUCAGCUGCUGCAGAGGGACAAACUUUCACCAUCAGUCACUAUUUAGUAAUAUAUAGUGGAUGUGUAGUAGAGAGAGGGGGGUUAACUGCACUUCUCAUAGCUUUCUCUGUUGACAUAAAAUGCCAGAUUCUGAACUAGCACCUGAAGUUUGAUACUUGGAUUCAUAGCAGGUUGGGUUCAGGUGCAUUUUUUUCCAGACAGAGACCAUGAAAUUGCAAUAAAUUAUUGUGCUAUAUCUUGUUUGGUUUGCUUUCCCACCUGCAAGCAGGCCUAUUUAUUUAUUUUUAGCUCCACUCAGAGGCUCUAUUUCUGAUUCUCCUCCUCUAGAUCCAAGAUGCAUGUACCCAUGGGUCCGUUGCUCAAAGUUUCUUUACCUUUGUAGGUUGCAAGCACCCUCUACCUACUGCUGGCCAGUCCAGGAUAAAAGCUCUGGGGUAUUGGUGAGGGAUGGGGAAGCAAAGAAGGCUGGCUCUUUGAGCUAAGGAUGGUCCAUUUAAGUCAGCUUUGAGACAAAGAAAAGCCUGUAUAGUGGUUCAUCCCAAUUGUAUUUAUGACCAGUACAUAAUUUCACCUGUAUCUUAUGAAUGCUAAAAAUGUGAUUUCUCAUCUGACCAGUCCACCCUUAUAGAAAGAAGUGAAAUCCUUGUCCUGGAAAAGGUGCAAUCAGAAUGUAUGUCCAUCUCUGCAUGUAAGAACUAGUUACAACCACCCUAUUGUGAAAUCUGAUUUCUGAAUUGCAAAUGUUCUUUACAGAAAGGGAUAGAUGCUUCUUUUCAUGUCCCACAGUUCGUUCAUUCAUUUUACUGAAAGAGGUGGGUUUCUUUUUUUAAAAAGGAAUUAUUCAAACCUUGGCACACCAUAGCUGUCCAAUGUCAUUGGAAGUGAAGACCCAUGCAAGUUAAAUGUAAGGUCAUUAAAAAGUGUACUAGAAAUUAUCUGAUAAUUGUUACAAGUGUUUGAAAUUAAAUGGUUUCAUCCUUGCUUUGCACUGAUAUCAGUCUGGAACCAUAUAUUACAUGCAUGGCUUCUGCCCAAAACAACCGGCAACGUUGUUCCCACCCUUAACAUCUAGUAAUACAAAGUCAUGCGGCUUCAAAUUUUCCUGGUGUUCCUCCACUUCAUUGGCUAAUGUGUGUUGUAUUACUGGAUGUUACUGGAGAGGAAAGAAAUAGCUACCCUGUGCAGAUUUAAAAAAUAAAUUAUUAGAUCACUUGGUUUUCUUCUGCUUGAUACUUGGAUGCAAGGCAGGGUACCAUUUUCUUAAUAAAACCUUUAUUGAAGCUGAUAAAACCUUUUAAAAAAUUACCUGCACAUUUUAUAAAUGGAGGCCGUGUUUUCCAAAAGGGAAUCCAGAAAAUAAUGCUUUGUGCAAGAACUUUCUGGAUAGCUAUUAAAAAAAAGUCAAAUUGCAUUUUCAGAAAUAAAUAAGAGAUACAAACCUAGUCCACAUUUAUUUGGAAACAAGUCCUACUGAUUUGAACAUAUUUGAUUCCUAGUAGGCAUAUAGUAUGAUAUUUAAGCAAGAAUUAAGUUCCUAAGUUCCCAACACGGUUUACGUUUGAGGUUUUUUGAUGGUUCUCUUCUCUUUUUUUACCAUCAGCCUUGCAGAUUAGCAUGCUUUGCUUUACUAUUGCCUAGGAAGUUGCUGGAACGCGUUCAAGGAUAAAAUGUGAAGAAUAACUAUUUAGAAGCAAACACUCCCAAGAUCAAGAUGAUUCACUUCAUAGCAGCCCCUUAGUAUUUAAGAUUCAUCAUUGGGGAACCAGUAUAAUAUCCUUACAAGUCUUAACCUAGUACUGAAACAAGGCUGAGAAAUUCUAGAGCAAAAUUAACUCUUGAUUCUUCAGAAGCAUAUAUAAUAAUAAUAAUGCAAGUGGCUUACAAUUGACAAUACCAUUUUUGUUUUGCUUUAAUUUGUUCAUUUUUGCUUAUGGAACACAUGGCCAGUAGUCUUCUGAAGCAAGUGAACUACUCUCCCAGUGUUAGUGAAACACAAGUUGGUGGGCCUUUUCAGUGUCUAAAAUUAAUAUGGUCUGUUCAGUUUCUGUGCCCAGGUGGGCCCACAGCAUAGAAUGUAAAUGCCAGCCCUUUUGCUUUUAAAUACAGCAUUGGAAUAUCCUUUGAAAAACAGUUGACUUCCACUUGUCUAUUUAUUUAUUUUUUAAAUACCCAGUGUUCCCAGUAUGCAUAGCAUGGAACUUUGAAAACUUUUACCUGUAACUGAUGUGUUAGCCAUAAAAGACAUAGACAGCUUUCGUUUAGUUAAAACGUUUACCUUUCUCAAUGUUGCUAUGCAAUCUGAUACUUGAGGGCAGGAAGCAAACUGUCCAUUAAUAGAACGUGCAAAAGUAAGUUAUAUUUUGACUCUUUGAGAUCCUGAAGAAAAGCUCUUUUGAAACUGGCCUACAGCAGCAGUAUUCCCCUAUAUCUUUUGAUGUAGUUGAAUUAUGACAAAGAAAGCAGAGUGGCAAGGUCUGGAGCAAUUGGCGAAGGGCUUAGCAAAAAGAAACUUGGUCGCUUUUGAUGGAUUUCCAGUGAGGCUAUGUGUGUUAAAGCUAAUCUUUGAGGCAGUACUUGCUUCAUAACGGUUAUAGCAAAAAUAUUUUAUUACACAGCACUCCUCUGAGAGGUGUACUUUUUGUUCAUAAAAGCUGCCAGGGUGGUCAUUUAAAAACCCUAAAGAGCUUCCUGGUUUCUUAGGGAAGAUUAAACAAUGGAACCUGCUGCUUACAUUGAAUUAGCAUGCUAGCAUCUUGUCAGCUUGUGGUGUGGGUCCACAUAUGAAAAAUAAGGGCGCAUCAUAAAAUCACUCUCAAAGUCUGGCAUGUUUAGCUGUCCUGCUUAAUUGAUGCACAGAUUGGAACAGCAAAUAGCACUGCUAGUGGGGAUGCAGGUUGUUCUGAUACUUGCAUAGCAGUUACUUAGUACUGAACAUUUGCCAGUAUUAACCUAGUGCACUAACACUAAACUUAAUUGAACCCUCUUAGAUACUGUUCUGAUCUAGAUGAUGAUCUGUCACAUUUAGUCCAUGGAUUAAAUGGCACAACCAAUGCAUGCGUACCACAAGAGCCGUGUAAUAAAAGGUUGAGCAGUUGGGCGACUGCAUAUAGAAAUCAGUGGUUUGAACCAUGUACGUACUUUGGGUGAAGCCAUUAGUUUGUUUUAACUAAUGACCUGCCCAAACCAUCCUUUUGAGUUACACAGACAGGACAGAAAUGUAUUAAAUCUACAACAGCUUUUGAACUGGGUUAGAGGCAUGGCCCAGUUUGGUGUUCAAGAGUUUAAAUAAUUUGCUUUUAAUUACAGCCUCUCAUGUUCAAAAACCUUCUGUUUAGUAAAAGAAAUUUCAGUUUGUUAAACUCUGCUGUGAAAAUAAGGGUUGUAUGCUUGUAAAGGUCCCCCCCUCCCCCAGGAACUCCUUUCUAUUAAGCCAGUGUAUUCUUGCCCCCAGGAAUUUACUUCUCCAAAAUUUAUAAUUUGCUUGAUGCAGCCUUAACUUAGCCUGCAUUUUAUUUUAUUUUUUAAAAAACCCUGCUCUUGAGCAGACAUGGUGCCCUGAAUCCACAUUUGUGUUAUACUUACUUUUUCUUCCAUUGGGUACUUAACACCACACAAGUGGACUUGAAGUUGUGGCCUAAAUCUGCAUGCAGGAAUUCUUUUGAUUCUGUUAAUAAAAAUACUACGGAGGGAAAUAACAGCAGUGAUUUCUCCAAACAGCACUGAGCAAUUAAUGGAAAUGUGUAAGGGCUCACUUUCGCUGUGUUAUCCCAAAUGUGUGUGAUGUGGUCCUUUGGUACAGAUGCUGGUUGUCUGUCUUUGUAUGUGUGUAAAUGAGAAGGCUUCCAAGUGCACUGAUAGCUUCCUGUCCCCUGUGCAGAACUAUUGACUGACCAAUUAACUGCAAUACAAUGUUCUGUCUAGAGCUCUCUAAACAUGACUGCCUUUGAAAAAUUGGUUCUUUUUAGGUCAGGUUGAGGCAUCAGGCUUGUAAAACUCAAUAUAACAUUUAAAUUUCCAACUUUUGUUUUGGAUACCAUUGCACAGGAUAAUCAAAAGAAUCGAAGUUUGUAGACCAGGCUUGGUUCUUAACAUUUAGGUUGCUUGUUUCCUAUUACCGUUUCCUUUGGGUAUCUUAACUACCAUGUAUUAUUUGUUUUCACUCUGGUCUCUUGAAGAGAUAAAAUAUUAGGGCUGCAGUAUUUACCACAUAAACACAUACAAGGGUUGUACUCAAGUCCUCUUAAUAAAGCAUCAUACACUUGGAAGUUAGUCAUCUCCACAACAAUUUCAAAUCAAAAAUGUCAGUUUUAGUACCUUUUUGAUAGUUUCCAUUUAAGAAAUAUAAAGCACCUUUAAGCUGGUCCUUCAAAUAUAUUUUAAAUGUAAAGAAAAAAAAAUCAAAUGGGGAGGGAGCUGAGUGGAAUCAUGUCUGAAAGAGUAGCUAUUUUGUAUGGAGAGCAGCUAUAGAAAACGCAGCUUGCUUCAGGUCCUCAGUACCAGCCCUAUUUUCUUCAGUGGGUCAUAAGCUGUUAGGAGUGCCUUGAGGAUUGGACUGCCCAUUAUCUGUAGCCACUUCCCAGGAGGGAAGUAUACAAUUGUCAUGCAGUGUUCAUAAUAUUUAGCCCAGGUGGAUUAUAGAACUAUAAUUCAACAUGAAUAGUGAACAGAAGUACAACACGUUGAUAGUUACACAAUUGAUAGAGUGCAUCUUUGAAAGACAACUGGGUUUUUGCAGGAGUACUUGGAAGGAGAUGGCUAGAUACCAUGUGCUUAAUCAUGUACAAUUGUGUAUAAAGUUCUGUAUGUUGCCAAGACAUGAUCUUUUUGUUCUAAUUGUAUUUUCUGUAAAUAUUCCUACCACUAAGUUGUAAAGGCAGACUGUAAAUACGAAGAUGUGAAGCUAUGUUCCUCUGUCUCUAGUACUUUAUCUCUUGUUUAGGGAAGGCACAAAGGCUUGUUUGUAUUUAUGCCAACUCUUUGUCUAGAAGAAACACAUCAGAUCUUGAAUGUAACACAAUUAGUCAAAUAAAUUUUAAAGAUUAUUCUUAUGUAUGAA
Messenger RNA from Podarcis muralis (Common wall lizard), 10065 nucleotides. It is a transcript of the gene RALGAPB, whose product is annotated as Ral GTPase activating protein non-catalytic subunit beta. The record is from RefSeq and is a predicted model, not a curated record. Gene Ontology annotation, molecular function: GTPase activator activity. Gene Ontology annotation, biological process: regulation of small GTPase mediated signal transduction; activation of GTPase activity. NCBI's taxonomy places the organism in Eukaryota, Metazoa, Chordata, Lepidosauria, Squamata, Lacertidae.